GGAGGAAGAUAAGGAAGAACUCCUAGGAAGCUGGCCGGAGGAAGCCUUCAACAACAGAGGGAAUCUCAUCCAUGUACACGAGCCCAACUCCAACUACAGGUGCAUAGUGAAAAAUGUGAACCCACUAUUCUCUGACUCUACAAUCGAAGAACUAAUUACAGCACAAACUGGGAUCACAAAUACAGUGAGAAGACUUACUUAUACUGACACAGGUAAGCCUAUGCCAGUUAUCAGUGUCACAUGUAACAGUAGAUCUGAUCUUAAUGAUUUAUUGUGCAAAAACAUAAUCAUUGACAACAAGACUUGUAAUUUAAAAGUUCAUAUAUCAGCUAAAAACAGAG
Owenia fusiformis is the source of this 341-nucleotide messenger RNA. NCBI's taxonomy places the organism in Eukaryota, Metazoa, Annelida, Polychaeta, Sabellida, Oweniidae. The record is from the annotation of a GenBank genome assembly.